This is a messenger RNA of Ostreococcus lucimarinus CCE9901, 432 nucleotides long. RefSeq lists its product with no specific name. The annotation marks the transcript as partial. Gene Ontology annotation, biological process: translational elongation. The transcript has a single exon. NCBI's taxonomy places the organism in Eukaryota, Viridiplantae, Chlorophyta, Mamiellophyceae, Mamiellales, Bathycoccaceae. Gene Ontology annotation, cellular component: nucleus; cytoplasm. The record is from RefSeq and is a predicted model, not a curated record.
AUGGGGACGACGAACAAGAGCGCGGCGUACUUGAAGGAAAAGAACCCGUUUGGAAAGGUGCCGUGCGUGGAAAACGUCGAGCGCGGGAGCGCGGCGUUUGAAAGUAACGCGAUCGCGAGGUAUUUGGCGAGCACUGGGGCUACGGGAGGGAGCAUUUACCCCAAUGAUGCGUGGACACGAGCGAGAAUUGAUGGUUGGAUGGAUUCUUUCAACGUCGUGGACGUGUGCGGACCGCAGUGGUUGUAUCCGAUUGUGGGCAUCGGCGCCGCUCGGGGAAUCGUGUACGAUGAAAAGAAGGAGAGCGAGGCGAAAAAGAUCGUGGCUGGGUUCAUGGCGGCCGUGGAGGCGUACUUAUCGGCGCACGAUGCUGUGUUCUUGGUAGAUAACGCGCUUUCGCUCGCUGAUAUCGUCGGCGCGAGCGGCUUGAGCAAC